Phymastichus coffea is the source of this 3369-nucleotide messenger RNA. Its product is annotated as BTB/POZ domain-containing protein 10. The transcript has 9 exons. Bases 342 to 1715 code for a protein of 457 amino acids. Gene Ontology annotation, biological process: positive regulation of phosphorylation. Gene Ontology annotation, cellular component: cytoplasm. The record is from RefSeq and is a predicted model, not a curated record. Gene Ontology annotation, molecular function: protein binding. Lineage: Eukaryota; Metazoa; Arthropoda; Insecta; Hymenoptera; Eulophidae.
UAUUGUUUGUCGAAUGUGAGAUGCGCGAGCAGCUGAUUCAUGACACGCCAAAUUGAGGUCCAUUACGAUCACGGAUUACCUGUCGGCCACUGAGUCGAGCUCUAUUGACGUUUUCACAAAAAAAAACAUUAGUGGACAACAACAGCAACGGAAUUACGCCUGCUCCCUGUCAAAGUGGCUCAUCGACGGGUUGGGCUGGCUCAUUCUAGGCAUUUUUCGCACUCUCACCUUGCCACAUCCCUUCUUGGUUAAUUAAAAUUCAUUCUGGCAAACUGCAUCAUUGAACAAAAUAGGACAUCAAUGAAGUUCGCAAGGGCAAGAAACCUCAUCUGAGGCGCGAAAUGUCAAAUCCUGCAGAUCGUCUGAGUUACCUGCAGGACAGUAGUAGCGAUACAGAGACAGAUUACAAAGAGACGGAUGGCCGUGGAAGACGGCGAACAUACAAAAACCGAUUGAGUUGUGGUGGCUCAACCAAACCGAAAUCUUGUAUGGCACAUCGGGAUGGCAACAGCAAACAUCAUAGUCGAUCUUAUGAAUCAAGCAGGCAAAACGCAAAUUUAGCACAACACAGCAGAGUUCGUUCAGGCAUGGGGUUGAGUAAAAACCAGAGAGAGAAUCGUGAGAAUGUGACAUCAGGUAUGACUUCAUCGUCAGGAACGAGUCUGCACCAACAGAGUAGCGAUGAGAGAAUAACUUUAAUUGUUGAUAACACUAGAUUUGUAGUUGACCCAGCGCUAUUCACCGCUCACCCGAACACGAUGCUCGGUCGUAUGUUCAGCUCGGGCAUCGAGUUCGCACAGCCAAACGAGCGCGGUGAAUAUGAAGUAGCCGAAGGUAUAUCUGCAACAGUUUUUCGCGCCAUCCUCGAGUAUUACAAACAUGGUGUAAUUCGUUGCCCUCCUACUGUCAGUGUUCAAGAAUUGCGAGAGGCUUGUGACUAUCUACUUGUGCCGUUUGAUGCUAGCACCGUUAAAUGUCAGAAUCUGAGAGGAUUACUGCAUGAAUUAUCAAACGAAGGGGCUCGCUGUCAGUUUGAAGAGUUUUUAGAAGAUCUAAUACUACCUUUAAUGGUGAAUAGCGCAAGGAGAGGCGAUCGUGAAUGUCAUAUCGUUGUGCUUUUAGAUGAUGAUGUGGUAGAUUGGGACGAAGAGUAUCCACCUCAGAUGGGCGAAGAAUAUUCUCAGACUGUUAACAGUACCGUAAUGUACCGAUUUUUUAAAUACAUUGAAAACCGAGACGUAGCCAAACAAGUGAUGAAAGAACGUGGCCUGAAGAAAAUCCGUUUAGGCAUCGAAGGUUACCCGACUUACAAAGAAAAGGUGAAAAAGCGUGCAGGUGGUCGUGCCGAGGUAAUCUACAACUACGUUCAGAGACCGUUCAUUCACAUGUCAUGGGAGAAAGAAGAAGCGAAAAGCCGUCAUGUGGAUUUUCAAUGCGUCAAGUCAAAGUCAGUGACGAAUCUCGCUGAGGCAACAGCUGAUCCAGCACUUGACUCGGCUGGCAAUCCCAUCACUGCCAUUGCUCUACUGCAAGCUUCCGAGCCAAUACAGCAAGAUGCUGCUCUACCUGUCGGUGCCGAUCAAGAUACGGAAGGGGCAGCGGCGCUCGAAUUAGUACCACUUGAGCAAGAAGUGCAAAACAUAGAAGAGCCUCAGCCUCAACCGCAGCAAUUACAACAGCUGCCAAAUCAGUUUCCACCUCAACAGCAAUCCUGAGUAGUACUCGUGCCUCAGCAACCAACGAAACAGCAAUCACAUUUCAACGGAUCUGUUCAGCGACGCGCUGCCUAUGGUAACGGUGUCACUCUUGCCAAAAAGAAGGUGUCCUGGAAGAAAAAGACCAACUCUCUACGCUGAGGUCGCAUCAUAGCGACUUAGACUGAGAAUAAUUUUUUAUGACUGAAACUUAAGCGCUUGUAUACUUUUUUUUGUCUUUUUCCAUUCGUAUUUUAUUCAUGCUGUUAGAAAUACAAUACAAGGUCUUAUCAUUAGAACUUAUGUGGCAAUUUGAAUGUUGUGUGAAAUCUGGAAGUAGAUGAAUCGAAAAUAUUGUUUUCUAAGAUGAAAUUCCUUCUCAAAUAUUUUAUAUAAACUGAAUCUGUAUGUCAUUUGAUUUAAAAUUAAGUUUGCUAUGAUCUGAAAAGACGUAAUUAAUUUGUAUAUUUUCACAUCUCUACGUGACACAAUAUCUUAUAUUUAAAAAUAGUCUUUUAUAACGUUCAAAUUACGAUGAUCCAUGCAAAGUAAGUUUUACAAAACUGAUAGAAAAUAGUGAUUUAUAAGGUGCUCAAAUUGUAACAGUCGUAAAUGACUAUUAAGUACACAAUACUCUUUGAAAAUUGUAAACAAAAAAUUUAAUAAUAUACGUGAAAGGAAACAUAAAUUGUGAUCGACCAAUUGGUAAAAACAAUUCGACUGCAUUUAUUCGAUAUAAAAAGUGCUGAAUUACAGGUGCCGAGCGAGUUCCUCAAAUCGAGGGUUUGUAAAUAAUUAUUUUAAGUUUUUUUUACCAAGUGGCUUAUUCUCGUAACGCUGAAAUAUCUACUUAUUCCAUAUCAUCUGUAUCUUUCUCGUGGAUACACGUAUGGAUAUCUCGGGAUGUAUUCUUAUCUAUUUUACAAUACGGAUACUCUGACAAUUUUGUUAUGAUGUUCCAAUGAAUAACUUCCAAUGGAUAACAAAUAACUAAAAAUUGAACAUAAUGAUUGAAAUGUGCAAACAAUACAUACGAAUUUCUAUACAUUGUGCACUAAUGUUAAAUAGAUCUAUCGUCAUUUUUGCCCGAAUCCCAUUUGGUAUAAUAUUUAAUUUGAAAAAUGUUAAUAUUAAAUUAAAUUAUUUAUUAUAAAAAUGUAUAAGUAUAUAAACUAAAAUUAUAAGUAGUAAGAAAAUGCUUGAGAUAUGUCUUUCAUCCUAUAUUUUGUAUAAUUACCUUCAGUAAGUUGUUAAAUUAUCAAAUUUUCCACUCAUAAUAUCAAAUUUAGUGGUUGAUCACUAACGUGCAAAACCAUAUUACAUCAUACAGGCAUAUUUUGGAAAACUCAUUAACAGUAAGCACUCCAGAGUUUCAACUAAGCACUUUUUAUUUUUUACAUAUUUGAACAAGAAAGGUGUUAUAUAAACUUUUAUGUAUGUACAGUCUUAAAAACUUUUUAAAAAGUCAAUUAAACAUUUUCGCCUACAUGUUUCAAGAUUCCAUUUUUUGAAUGUUAAUACAUGUUAUUUUCAAAACUGUUUAUAAAGUAUCUUAAUAAAUCGGCAUUCAAAAUAUUUUAAUCUUGCCGUUUAUUGAAGUUACUAUGUUUGCGGAACUAACUUGUUUCCAUUAAACAACCAGUUUUAUGUAAAAGAAUUCCUCAAUAAACAUGUG